This is a messenger RNA of Fulvia fulva, 264 nucleotides long. RefSeq lists its product as uncharacterized. The transcript is spliced from 2 exons. Lineage: Eukaryota; Fungi; Ascomycota; Dothideomycetes; Mycosphaerellales; Mycosphaerellaceae. Bases 1 to 264 code for a protein of 87 amino acids. The record is from RefSeq and is a predicted model, not a curated record.
AUGAGCAGCGGCAGCAUCGAUGGCGACACGCGAGACGCUGCGCUCCGCGAAGGCGGACAGAUCAACGCUCAACACAAGCACAAGAAGAGGAAAGAGCAUGCCUCGACGGGCUUCACGGCGGCUACCAUCCGUGCCUUGAGCGCCCGUCUUCUUACUUUUUAUUUCAGAGCUCCCAUCAAGGCAUUUUUCAGGCCUCGAAUAGAGGCUAUGCUCGCGCCAUCAGCCCAGCAGUACAAGCGGGGGAGGCCUGGUCAUGGCGAAUGA